GUCCGCCAGCGUCCGCUGACUUCAAGAUGUUGCCGAAGUCCUGUCAUUUUCUUGCUAGUCUCGCUGUUGAAUACUUUACUUUCUUCUGACACUUUCCUCCGUUGCAACUUUCCUCGACAUCUCGCUAGUGUUUCUUCACACCGGAUUGUGUACGUCAGAUACCGCUAAGAGCUCGACAACAGAAGAGGCGCGGAUAACUAGCCUUCCUGGCUACUUCGUAUUGCCUACAACUACGAAUUAGGCUGCAUUCCUAGCACUUUGCCAACGCCACCAUGGGCAUCGGCGCGGUCGCGGAACCGCUAGUUGUAGUGACCUUGCUCUUCGGAGGUACAUGGGUUAAUCGCAACAAAGAAUACAAGCUGUUUGGCCGUGGGAGAGACCACGCUUCCUCACCACGAUCAUCUUCACCAGACUCCGAGUCAGGACGUUCCUCACAUUCAACCGACUCACUCCUGGCCGGCGUGGACGAGGUUCCAAAAUGGCGAACACGAGAGCUAAAAAUCUUCGGUUACCGGACUGAAGUCACCUCGCCAAAUUCGCGAAGGUUCAAGGACUACUUCCUCAGCCGACUGCUAAGGAAAUUCCCGUUUCUCGUAGAAGCAUGGUACUGGGCUCUGAUCUACUGGGUCUACCAACUUGGCCGCGCCUUCAGCGCCGUAACAAUGGUUGAAGGCACAGUCAAUGUUGCGCGUCGUCACGCUCUGCAAGUGAUUCACCUCGAGCAACGCCUCAACAUCUUCCACGAACUCGACAUCCAGAAGUGGUUUCUUCAACACCCCCUACUUCUCCACUGGACAAACCGGACAUACAGCUUCAUCCACAUCCCUGGCACCAUCCUCUUCCUCGUUUUCCUCUUCUUCUACACAACCAUGCAAAACCGCAUCGAUCUACCAUCCCACCACCAACGCAACCACAAAUCCUCAAGCCCAAUCCGCCAACCCUACAGCAGCAUCGCCGGACCCAAACUCUACGAAGCGCGCCGCCGCACAAUGGCAACCUGCAACCUCAUCGCCUUCAUCGUCUUCACACUGUGGCCCUGCAUGCCACCCCGUCUCCUCUCCGACCUGAACGUGCCCGGCGACAUCGGCAAAGAAGCGCGCAGCUACGGCUUCGUCGACACCGUGCACGGCGCCGAAGGCGAAAGCUCCGUGUGGACGCAGAACAAGUUCUGCAACCAGUACGCCGCCAUGCCGUCGCUGCACUUCGGCUACAGCCUGCUCGUCGGCCUGACGAUUGUGUUUCUGCCGCUCGCGCCACAGCACCAGCGCGGCAGCGUGCUGAGCGUGCGCACGCCGUUCGCAGGGAAGACGAUGAGGUUGAGGCUGCCGAGUGUACGCCGGCUGGCGUGUCUGGCGGUUGGUGUGGCGUAUCCGGCGAUCAUCCUCGUUGCUAUUGUGGCGACGGCGAAUCACUUCAUCUUGGAUGCGGUGGCGGGCGCGAUGGUGUGCGGGCUCGCGUGGAACGGUAAUCGAGUGUUGCUGAAUUUGCUGCCGCUGGAAGACUACUUCUUGUGGUGUGUUAGGAUCGACAAGCCGGAGAGGCGGGCGGUAUUGUUCGAGGAUGAUGAUGACGAGAGGGUGGUGAAGAAGGGUGUUGUUAUUCGAUGAAGCGAUGCGGUAAUGAUGAGAGCCAGAGUAAUGAUCAGCGGCGGUAGUGGAGGGAGGACGUAAUGCGACUUGCGGAAGCAAGACUGACGGCUGCACGAUACCCUAUGAGCUCUUUAUGUUUUCGUAUUUAUGUAAGCUUGGAAACGGCAAUUGGUUUUACUAUGUUCAUG
This is a messenger RNA of Boeremia exigua, 1777 nucleotides long. RefSeq lists its product as uncharacterized. Gene Ontology annotation, molecular function: inositol phosphoceramide synthase activity. Gene Ontology annotation, cellular component: inositol phosphoceramide synthase complex. The record is from RefSeq and is a predicted model, not a curated record. Gene Ontology annotation, biological process: sphingolipid biosynthetic process; inositol phosphoceramide metabolic process. The transcript is spliced from 2 exons. The coding region runs from base 273 to 1607 and encodes 444 amino acids. NCBI's taxonomy places the organism in Eukaryota, Fungi, Ascomycota, Dothideomycetes, Pleosporales, Didymellaceae.